Messenger RNA from Acanthopagrus latus (yellowfin seabream), 6704 nucleotides. It is a transcript of the gene ino80da, whose product is annotated as INO80 complex subunit D. The record is from RefSeq and is a predicted model, not a curated record. NCBI's taxonomy places the organism in Eukaryota, Metazoa, Chordata, Actinopteri, Spariformes, Sparidae. The transcript has 10 exons. Gene Ontology annotation, cellular component: nucleus. Bases 1212 to 4208 code for a protein of 998 amino acids.
UCGCGAUUUCUGAGUCUGCCGUUUUGCGCAGGCUCCGGUCGGCCAAGCGCUCAACUGGAGCCUGGUGUGCCGGCGAAGCUAAUAGGCCUUUGAUUGAUGACUCAUUUAUUUUAUAACCACUGAUAUGACUAGAUAUCUCAGUGCCUUGAAUACCUAUGGGGAAUUAUACAUUAUUAGACGUAUUAAGUUUCGCAGCCUGCUAAUUUCACAUUAUGUAACGAUACUGGCUGUAAUUCUUAUCGAUUAUUACGGAGGCCUUCGGGGAUAGGCCUUAAGCCUUGUAUGUGGACCCUUUGUUUGAAAGUAUUUGGCCAUAAAUGUGUUAUGUUUAUUUACACAAAAAAGCACGAUUGAGUGCGAUCAAUUAUUGCUCGUAUGUUAUGUUUACGCCUGCACUUUACUUGAUAAAAAUGAACUGAGAGUAGACCUUUAUAGUGUUACCAUUUGCUGAUGUUUCCGUUUCCUGGUUAGCUACCGCCUACUAAUUUGUGUUUUUAGCUUUGAUAGCUUGUCAGCUAACUAGCAAAUUUGACUUUUCGUGUCUAGUCAUUGGUGAUGGUCUAUAUUUCUACCCGAAGAGGGGUAGUAAUAGGUCAUGUGGGUUAGAAAAGAGGUGCAUAUUACACGUAGAUACGUAAAAAAAAUCAAAAUAAAGUUACUCAUCUGUCCAGCUAAUGCUGACAAGCUAAGCUAGUUCCCCAGACUCAAGUGGUAGUUGCGUUAGCUAACGUUAGUCACAGUUUGCUUGCCUGUCCUGUUCUCCGUAUUUACUUAAAGUUGUUAGCGUCAACGCAGGCUGGUGUAAAUGACAUUUAGCCAAGCAGUCCUUGUGUGUCCAGCAUUUACCUCGGUUGUCAAAACCGCAGCGCUCUCAAAAGCAACUUUCUAACCCCAGUAAAGUUAAAUGUAGCAGCUAAGCUCCCAGUGAAGCUGGGCAGCUAGCGCUCCAAUUAUCGUUACAGUGUUAUGAUAUACCUGUAGCAUCAUAUUUGUUUGCGUGUUUGUUAUGAAAAAAAGGCAGCGUACGUGCCGGACCGAGAAAGGCGACUUUUUAAAAAGAUUUUUAUUUGAGUCUUCAACUAGUGUUGUAGUAAUGUCUACGUCCCAGCUAGUGUAGCUAGUGUGUUCUAGCUCAUAACUUUUUACAUGCAGUAUACUAUUUAACCACCAUCAUGUGAUCUUCUGAUGUUGUCAAGGACAAGAGUCACGUGAUGUAUGAAGGCAAACACAUACACUUCUCAGAGGUGGACAAUAAGCCGUUGUGCUCGUACAGCCCAAAGCUGUGCAAGCAGCGCAGACUAAAUGGCUAUGCUUUCUGCAUACGGCACGUCCUGGAAGAUAAGACAGCCCCGUUCAAGCAAUGUGAAUAUGUGGCCAAGUACAACAGCCAGCGAUGUACCAACCCCAUCCCCAAGUCUGAGGACCGCAGAUACUGUAACAGCCACCUGCAGGUCCUGGGCUUCAUCCCUAAGAAGGAACGGAAAAAGAAACAUGAUGCUUUGGAGGAAAUGCGCUCACGGGCUCACCUGGAGUCCGUUGCCCUCAACAUAACUGUGCCCUCACUAGCUCUGAAAGCUUCCAAUGGUCUCGAUGAACUUCCGCCGUCUCCCCCAUGUACACGCCUGUUACCCCUCCCCGACGGGGAACUCCUGGACCCUUUUGCCUUUUACGAGGAUGACACAGACGGGGAGGAGGUGGGCACUCCUCGGAAGGGCAGCGCCAUCAAGAAGAAACUACAGAGUCGCCUUGUGCUCAACCAGAAACUCUGCCAUGACACGGACCUCUUCCAGCCACCGCCUGAGCACUUUAGCCCCUCCCCUGUCCCCCAUGUCCACCCCUCCUCGCCGCUCAACGCUCACCUCCCGAGGCAGCAGUCAGGUCUUCUUCCGCCGCCCCAGCACUCGAGCGUGACGUCUUUCAUAUUCCCCGGGCAGCAGCAGGGUUUAUUAUGCAAUCCACCACCACCUCAGACGGUCAACUUUCUGCCUCCAGGGAUGCCCGCUAAUGCAGCACCCAGUCCCGUGCAACCUUCUGGGCCAUCACUCAACAGGAAAACGCCUUUCACUGCUCCUCACUUGCCUGCCAGUUGCAAGGACGGCAGCGGUAACAAUCAGCGGCACGUGGUCGUCAUGCGUCCCGCUGCCUUCUCACCUUCUGCCACCUGCCUGGCCAGGUUGCAACAUCUGGUGCGGCUCUGUGCCAAGAGACACCGGGAGCACGGGGACCUGUUUCCACAUUUAGGACUGGACUGGUCAGAAGACAGUGCUGAAGAUGAUGAAGAUGAAGAGGAGGAGGCAGAGACAUUUAUUCCUUUCCAGAGCUCUUGGAGACCACAGAACGGGUUGGAAGAUGACGGCGGUUCCUCGCGGAGGUCGCGGCUACUGAGGCUUUGCUCGUACCUCCAGGAGAAAUACAAGCACAUGUGCAGGCAGGAGAGGGCGAGCAUCCGCCAAAAGAGAUAUCGCUACGCCUUCCGCAAAGCCUUGCUGCACGCUGCCAGUAACGACCCCGACUGCGCCGGGCAGCUGAUACAGGAGUUAAGCGGUGCCUCUCGAAGCUCUUCAAGUGUGGCUCCUGCAAGGCAGCAGAACACAAACACGGGGACCUGCACUGGAAGCACAAAGGGCCAGGCCUGCAACAACCGGGCUCUGCCCUUCACUCAACACUGCUUUCAGCACAUUCUGUUGAAUCGUUCCCAGCAGCUCUUUGCGAGUUGCACAGCCAAAUUUGCAGAUGGUCAGCAGUGCUCCAUCCCAGUGUUUGACAUCACGCACCAGACACCACUCUGUGAAGAGCAUGCCAAAAAAAUGGAUAACUUCCUUCGAGGGGAUGGUAACCGACGAGUGCAGCACCAGCAGCAGCAACAGCGAAAGCCACGUAAAAAGACCAAACCACCGGCGCUCACCAAAAAACACAAGAAGAAGAGGAGGAGAGGGCCGCGGAGGCCUCAGAAACCCAUCCCUCCGGCGUUGCCGCAGGGGAACCUGGGGAUGCCUUCGACGAGCCUAGCGAUGCCCUCACAGGCCAGCAUCAGCCCCUCAACUCCAGACCUGAGUGCGGAGGAGCUUCCUGACGACAUCACCAAUGAAAUGGCAGACAUUCCAAAUGACCUUGAGCUAAACCAGGAGGAUUUCUCCGACGUGUUACCCAGACUACCUGAUGACCUUCAGGACUUUGACUUGUUUGAAGGUAAGAACGGGGAUUUAUUGCCCACCACGGAGGAGGCUGAGGAGCUGGUGCGUGCCCUGCAGGCUAUGGGAUCCUACCCAGACUCGUUGGUGUGCCUGACCUCCAUGGGAGACCUGGCCCCCUCUGAAGCAGUGGACCACCGGGCCAUGACUGUGUUCCCCGGUCCAGUCCAGCCGGGGGGCAUGGGGGACCUGCUCAACAGUCGCAUCCCUACAGAGAACUUCACCAGCCUCGAGCUGGAGGACAAUCUACUGCAGUCCACUGGGGGCCACUUUCCCCCAUCGCCACCAUCUCAGCCCGCCAGCCAGCCCCCGACGUCGUGUUCCAACCUGAGCUCAUCUUCUUCUACAGCAGCACCCGCCACCACCUCCCUGCUCACACAGACCUCCAUAACGGAGCGAACGUUUUCCCGGACACACACAUCUCACGUCCUGGCCAAGUCGGACGCCCCCACGUCAUCUCCCCAAGGCAGCCACUACAGCAGUGAGCACGUGCCAUCCCCAUAUAGUGACCACAUAUCUUCUCCUCACACCAGCUCCUUCCAGACAGACCCCCCUCUGCUGCUGGAGGUCCCUCUCAGCGGGGUACCAGGAGCCCCGCGCUCCACAUGGAACAAUCUCCCUCUCCCCAUCACAGACCCCGCGCAGUUUGGCAAUCUCAUAGGGUCAGAAAGUCAUCUCAUAUCCACCUCCCUGUCCACUCCUCCGGCCACCACCCACUCUGUGACGCUGCAGCCCAUGGCGGCGCUCUCAGCGAUGCCUCAGAGUGGGUUGACGGGUUUAACAACACCCCCGGCCCCCUCGUCCGCCUCACACGAUCUCCUGACCUCCACACAGCCCAAGCAACAGCUCCCUCAGUUCAGCGCGGCCUUUGGCCAUCAAUUGGCCUCCCACAGCGGAAUCCCGAAAGAUGUGCAGCCCAGCCACAGCUCCACAGCGCCCCCCGCUGGCUUUUCAAUUGUUAGUGCCACCGCUGCAAGUGCCAACAGCGCCACACCACCCUUCGCGCAGAGUAAGUGAGAGCAGGCGGCCAGCAGCGGCUGCGUGACGGUCCGUGGACUCGCAGUCACUUAGAACCCAGUCGGCUGGCUAACGAUCGACCACCCCUCUUCAUCUGCUACAAGCGUGCAAUUUGGUAAUCGUGCACUAUUUGAUAAUGAAUUUGCACACCCUACCUUUCCUAGCGAUUUUUUUUUUCUACUUUCGUCGACGGUCCCCCGGGAUCCUAAGUCAGUGCGAGUCCACUCGUUCGAUGCCUUGUGGUUUCGUCAGCAGUGGCGCAACAGUCAGAUCUCGUGAUGAAAUAAACGGGUGAAAAUUGGCGGAAGGACCUUUAGCAGAGAUUAUGUGCAGUGCUCAGAACCCAUCGAUGUAGAAGCCUCAAUCAGUGGUCGCUUUGUUUGAUUUGCCAGUUCAAGUCCUGUCUCCAAAUGAUCAACUGUACCCUGCCUCGCUCAGAUGGCCAUCGCAUUAUUUUUCUAAUUUUCCUCACCUGUUUCAUACACUGCUUGUGUCACCCUUCUGAAAAAUAAGAGUACAGGUUGUGAUAUUUGUGACCCAUUAUAUUUCAAGCUAUUUAACUGUUAUGAUAUAGAAUCUUACAGAUUUCACAGUCAUAUGAAUUUACCAAAAUACUUUUAAAACAGCUGUUUUUAUAUUGUGUAUACUGUAUAUGUGCUCAUUUAUUGGUUUGCUCAGACGUCAAAAUCUCUGACCUCACCAUUGGUUGUGGGACUCUGAGUGGCCUAGUAGACACUUGAAGGUAAAUAUAGUUUCUUAAAGCAAUAAACACAUUAACAUAACUCUAGCAUCGUAAGGUAUUUUAUUGGUCUCAUCACACGUAGCUUCACUCGACAGGAAUAUACUUUUGGCCUCUAUAGGUGUGUAAACUUUUCUUAUUUUACAGCACUCAGAGCUAGAGCCUAUAGAGACCAAGCGAUCAGGUCAGCCUAACCUAUUCUCUCGGGUCACACUGAGUGGAAUUUUCUAAAGGCGCAUAAAAGAGUUUCAGUGUUAAUGGUUGGGGCGAUGGCGGCGUAAUCCAGGGACUUUAAGUGUCUACUCUCAAAGGUGCUCUCUGCUCCACAUAGACAAUGGUCUUUGAUGGCAUACAUGACUUAAAAAAAAGUUCAGUUUCAGGACUCCCAAGAAAACGUACUAUAAUGCGUCAGGGCCAGGCUCGCCCCGAGAAGGCGCAAGGCCGUGAAUUAAAUGGUAUAAAUUAUGAAUUUUAGAAGAAGAGCUCCACCUCCUGUCUGCUAACAUACAGCAGUACAACCAUGGCUUUCGAUAGAUAUUAUAUUAGACAGAUCUGUCAGACAUUGUUGAGUAUUAGGUAUAUAGAGUAGCAGUCUCUAUCUUGGGGUUUGUUGGUGAAUUAUUGAGUAGCAAUGGAUUGAAAUUGUUAUUUGCAAUGUAUUCAGUGGAACCUGUGUCUUGUAGAAAGAGUCUCUUUGUUUUUUAAUGGCUAUCAAAAUGGUCGUGAGUUCUCUUUGAAAAUCGGAGGGAUCAAUGUUUGUAUGCUGUGUACGCUGUCAUUAUGUUUUUAACAAAUAUCCUGAUGGAGAAUACUUUUGAUAGCUAUUAAACUCCAGGAAGAGAUUGCAUGGGGCAGCAACCUUUUUGUGUGAGAGUAUUAUAAUAUCGAUAUUAGAUUAUGGUCACUGGCUUGAUUCUUGGCAGUAUGAAACCGGAAUAUAUGCAUUGGCAUUUCAUUUGGUGGAGAAAAACAAAGUUGUUUUUUUUUUUUUUCUUUUUUAACAUGGAUUUGCACAGGAGUGGAUGAGGCCCGUUGUGUUUCACGUGUCCCGUAUCUGUCUUGCCUUUCUUUUUUCUUGCUCGGACGCUCAUUAAAUGAACAGCUGUCAUCAUUACCAGCUCUGAGUCUGAACCAGACCCCGACAUUUCCAGCUGUGAGAAGGCCCAGUUCUGUCUCUAUCCCUUCCAAAGAGAAUAAGAGUGUAAAAAAAAACAAAACAAAAAAAAAACCUGUAGCGCCACCAGAGACGACUGGGCUUCUCGUUGACUGCAGCGUCAUCACGAAAAGUCAUAAACAAAAAUGUCCCGAAAAGUUUUUGAAAAAAGACAACAAAAAAAAAAUCAGGUCGGUUGAAGAAAAUGCUUGCAAGGCAUUACUGCUGUAUCCCCCCAUAGCAUGAGAUUAGCCACUGCACCAGUUUGCUCUCCCCAAAAAACCACAUAGAACAAAAUGAACAGGGCUCGUAGGCACAUUUAACUGCUUGAAUUCAGAAAUGGCUGACAAAUUCCUAUACUCAUUGAAUGUACUGUAUUACUGUUUUUAAAGAUAGGAUGAGCUAAUCUAGUCACCUUUUGUUAUUGGUCCUUGUUUAAUUUGUCUAAGGUAUUUUUUGUAUACAAAGGUUUACAUUUUUAUGUAUAUUUUUCUUGUGUACAAAUUAUGUAAUAUGUGUACAAACACUGUAUGUAAUAUCUGUAUAUAGUGUGAGAAAUUUGAUCUUUGUUUUUGGAUGUAUAAAUAAAACUUGCUGUGAGGUA